Microtus oregoni (creeping vole) is the source of this 9399-nucleotide messenger RNA. RefSeq names its product Ras association (RalGDS/AF-6) and pleckstrin homology domains 1 (gene Raph1). Gene Ontology annotation, biological process: signal transduction. The transcript is spliced from 15 exons. Lineage: Eukaryota; Metazoa; Chordata; Mammalia; Rodentia; Cricetidae. The record is from RefSeq and is a predicted model, not a curated record. Gene Ontology annotation, cellular component: cytosol; plasma membrane. Bases 306 to 4160 code for a protein of 1284 amino acids.
GGGAGCGCGCGCGCGCGCGCGCGGCCGGGCGUCAGUCGGUCCGCCCUUGGGCCGCACGACCCUCAGCCCCGCCCUGCGUGCCGGGGCCGGACGCGGGGGCUCUGCGGUCUGAGCCGCUGGGCGCUCGGUCGCCCCGCCCCGUCCCUGCCAACGCCCGCUCUGUGGGUCGGUCAGUCAGUCCCGGAGCGCGCGCCGCGGGAGCUGAGGGAGAGGAGCCGCGCGCCUGGAGAGGCGGCGGCGCGGCGGGAGGACGCGAGCAGCUACUGCCUCGCGCGGGGCUCCCGGAGGGCCGAGGGGCUGCCACGAUGGAGCAAUUAUCAGAUGAAGAAAUUGACCAUGGUGCUGAAGAAGACAGUGACAAGGAAGAUCAGGACCUGGAUAAAAUGUUUGGAGCCUGGCUUGGGGAACUGGACAAACUUACUCAGAGUUUGGAUUCCGACAAGCCUAAAGAACCAGUGAAAAGAUCUCCUCUUCGCCAGGAAACAAACAUGGCCAACUUUUCUUACCGCUUCUCCAUAUACAACUUGAAUGAAGCUCUGAAUCAGGGAGAGACUGUGGAUCUGGAUGCCCUGAUGGCUGAUCUCUGCUCCAUAGAACAGGAGCUCAGCAGUAUUGGCUCAGGAAAUAGUAAGCGUCAAGUCACAGAACCAAAAGUCACUCAGAAGCUACCUAGCCGGCAUACGUCGAAACAUGGCUCUCUGAGAGGAGUAGGAGUAUCAUCUUCUUCUAAUAGAACAACUACUAAACCUUCCCAUGCUAACUACUCCCUGGAUGACAUCACUGCACAAUUAGAACAGGCUUCCUUGAGCAUGGAUGAGGCCGCUCAGCAAUCUGUAGUAGAAGAUUCUAAACCUUCAAUGACGAAUCAGCACAGAAGGACUGCAUCAGCUGGCACUGUGAAUGAUGUUGAAGUGCACUCUGUUAGUAACUCCUCCCGUUCGAGCAUCACUUCUGCAGCUUCUAGCAUGGAUUCUUUGGAUAUUGACAAAGUGGUGCGCCCUCAAGAACUGGAUUUGACAACACAUCAGGGACAGCCAGUUACUGAGCACUCCUAUCUGGACAGGGAAACCUCCCUUCUUCUGAGAAACAUUGCAGGAAAACCUUCUCAUUUGCUGACCAAGGAGGAACAAGCGGCAAAACUGAAAGCUGAGAAGAUUAGAGUUGCCCUGGAAAAAAUUAAAGAGGCUCAAGUGAAAAAGCUGGUGAUCAGGGUCCACAUGUCUGAUGACAGUUCUAAAACCAUGAUGGUGGAUGAGAGACAAACCGUGAGACAAGUGCUGGAUAACCUGAUGGACAAAUCUCACUGUGGCUACAGUUUAGACUGGUCGCUGGUAGAGACCAUUUCUGAGUUACAAAUGGAGAGAAUAUUUGAAGACCAUGAAAACUUAGUUGAAAAUCUUCUUAAUUGGACAAGAGAUAGCCAAAACAAGCUUAUAUUUAUGGAACGUAUAGAAAAAUAUGCACUUUUUAAAAACCCACAGAAUUACCUUCUUGGGAAAAAGGAAACAGUUGAGAUGGCAGACAGAAACAAAGAAGUGCUGUUAGAGGAAUGUUUUUGUGGAAGUUCUGUAACUGUCCCAGAAAUUGAAGGAGUCCUUUGGUUAAAAGACGAUGGCAAGAAGUCCUGGAAGAAGCGUUACUUUCUCUUGCGAGCAUCUGGCAUCUACUAUGUCCCUAAAGGAAAAGCAAAGGUAUCUCGGGAACUGGUGUGCUUUCUUCAGCUGGAUCAUGUUAAUGUGUACUAUGGGCAGGACUAUCGGAGCAAGUACAAAGCACCCACAGACUGUUGUCUGGCGUUAAAGCACCCACAGAUCCAGAAGAAGUCUCAGUAUAUCAAGUACCUCUGCUGUGAUGAUGUGAGGACUCUGCACCAGUGGGUCAAUGGGAUUCGAAUUGCAAAGUAUGGGAAGCAGCUCUACACAAAUUACCAAGAAGCCUUGAAGAGGACAGAGUCCGCUUAUGAUUGGACUUCUUUAUCCAGCUCCAGCAUUAAAUCUGGGUCCAGUUCUUCCAGCAUCCCAGAGUCUCAGUCAAAUCAUUCUAACCAGUCUGACAGUGGAGUCUCUGACACCCUACCCACAGGACACAUCCGUUCCCAAAGCACUGUGAGCUCCAUGUUCUCAGAAGCCUGGAAGCGUGGCACUCAGUUGGAAGAGUCCAGCAAGGCCAGAAUGGAAUCUAUGAAUCGAUCCUACACUUCACUUAUGCCCCCUCUGUCCCCUCAAACUAAGAUCAUCACCCCUUAUACUGCCUCACAACCUUCACCCCCUCUGCCUCCUCCUCCACCACCACCUCCUCCUCCUCCUCCUCCGCCUCCACCACCACCACCUCCUCCUCCUCCUCCUCUCCCUAGCCAGUCUGCACCUUCUGCAGGCUCAUCAGCCACCAUGUUUGUCAAGUACAGCACAAUCACCAGGCUGCAAAAUGCAGCUCAGCAUUCAGGGUCCCUGUUUAAGUCUCCGCCACCCCCAGCGAUGCAACCUCCGCCUUUGGCUUCACAGUCCCUCAAGGCUCAAAUUGUGGUGCCCCCCAAUGGAGUUAUUCCUCCACCCCCUCCUCCUCCACCACCCCCAACCCCUGGUUCAGCCAUGGCCCAGUUAAAGCCAGUGCCAUGUGCCCAGUCCCUGCCACAGUUCUCCCAACCCCCUCCACUGAAGAUUCAUCAAGUUCAUCAAGUGGCACCUCCCACACCCCCACCAGCUCCUCCCAUCCCUGCAGUUGUCCCUCCUCAAGCACCCCCUAAACCCCUAGUGACCAUUCCUCUUUCAGCCAGCACCAAAACUGUACCAUCAGUAGUGGCACAGGCUGUACCACUCACCCCUGCACCUCCAGUGCCCCCAGCAAAGAAACAGCCAGCUUUCCCCAUUUCUCACAUUCCACCCUCUCCCCCUGUUCAGACUGCUCCAUGUCCACCACCAACACUACCCAAGCAGCAGAGCUUUGGGGUGAAGCCACCCCCCUCUCCGUUGUCCCCCAUGCCCUCAGUUGUGAAGCAGAUAGCCAGCCAGUUUCCACCCUCUCCCACUCCUCCUCCUGUGGACUCACAACCCCUAAAACCCCUCCCAGCAAGUGUCGCCCCACAGUCUCCUCCUGCCGUGAAAGCAAAACCCAAGUGGCAGCCCAGCUCAAUCCCUGUCCCUUCCCCAGAUUUCCCUCCUCCCCCUCCAGAGAGCAGCCUGGUGUUUCCUCCUCCACUUCCUCCAAGCCCGGCCCCAGCCCCACCCCCACCCCCACCCCCAGUGCCACCCGUGGCUUCGCCAAUCCCUGACAAAGGUGGAUCUCCAGGCAAAAAGCCAAGUAAGAUGUCCAGCCCUGGGGGAAAGAAACCACCCCCAACCCCACAGCGCAACUCCAGCGUUAAGUCUGCCGAGCACCCUGAGCCCAAGCGACCCUCGGUAGACAGUCUAGUCAGCAAGUUUGCACCGCCAGCAGAAUCGGGAUCUCCCCACAAGGAGACCCCGCCUCCUCCUGCAGCGCCUCCCAAACCUGGGAAACUACACCUUUCUGGAGUCAAUCUCCCCGGAAUCCACCAGCAAGGGAGUGUGUCAACGACGCCUUCUGUUCUGAGUGGGCGUGGAAAGGACUCCGUAGUGGAAUUUCCAUCUCCUCCAUCCGAUUCUGACUUUCCACCCCCUCCACCUGAAAUAGAGCUUCCUCUGCCCCCUAUUGAGAUUCCAGCCAUAUUCUCGGGAAGCACCUCCCCCAAAGUGGCAGUUGUUAAUCCUCAGCCACAGCUAUGGUCUAAAACAUCUGUGAAGAAGGCCCCGCCCACCCGGCCCAAACGGAAUGAUAGCACCCGCCUCACUCAAGCUGACAUCUCUGAGCAGCCAGCGAUGACCACAGUUGUGCCACAAGUGCCCACCUCUCCCAAAUCCAGCCUUAGUGUCCAGCCUGGAUUCCUAGCUGAUCUUAACAGGACACUGCAGCGCAAGUCUAUCACGCGGCAUGGCUCCCUCUCCUCUUCACGAAUGUCCAGAGCAGAACCCACAGCCACCAUGGACGACAUGGCACUACCCCCACCACCACCAGAGCUGCUGUCUGACCAGCAGAAGGCUGGCUUUGGAGGCAGUCACAUUUCAGGCUAUGCAACCUUGAGAAGAGGACCCCCUCCCGCUCCCCCUAAAAGAGACCAGAAUACUAAGCUCUCAAGAGACUGGUAGCCACAAGACUUAAUAUCUAUAAUCAGUUCUACAAUCAGUUUACCUGAUCAUCUUUGAAUCCAGGUGUUCAGAGCCUCCUGAUAUGUUGUUCAGGUAGUGUCCAGCUGUAUGUGUGUUGAUUGUGUGUAUAUACGUAUGUAUACAUCUGUGAAUGUGUAUAUAUGGAGAGAACUGAUUCUAUUUAUUUCUUUUGCCUCCUAAUCAGAAAAGAGGGUUUUGUAUAUUUUGAGUGGAAGGAGACAUAGGAGGAGCUAUGUUGUCACUUAGAAUUUGUUUAUCAUAUGGAUUGGACCAAAAUCUAGAAGGUAUUUCAUAACUGUCUGCCCAUGUGCCACUGUGCAUGUGUUAUAGAAGAAAUAGAUGGACAGUUUCUCAGUUUGAGGAUAUCACAAGAAUGUUUGCUAAAUCCGUAGGGCUUUUUUGUUUUUUUCCCAGUUGGCUGAAUUUAGAACUGCUUAACUGACACUUGAAUUCUACAUAUAAAGGGGCACUUUAAUUCAGGAAAGCCUUCCAUAGACAGAACGGGUAAAUGGCGCAGGAAUGCUGAAGACACUGUGGUUGUACAUAGGAAAGUCAUGGCGUUCUAGUUGCAAUAGUUCUGCCAUGACCCCAGCCACAUCUUGAGAUGUCUUCACAGGUAAGCUUUUUGCCUAAAACACAAGGAAUAUCUAAUGCUAGAAUCCUAACUACUUUCAGUAGUUGCAAAGCUUCAUCAGUUUGGUUUCAGGAGUCUUGCUUUUUUGUAGAAUGUCCAGUACACACUGUAAUGUACUGCCCCAAUUAUGUCUUUGAGUCACUUAUUUACCUUUGCAUAUAGUGUGUACAUUACAGACAUUUGAAUUUGUGGACAGUAGAAAUAUGAAAUAUACUCCCUGUGCCCAUUGUAGUACAUUAUUAAAAACAAAGUCAACUUCUGCAAUGCCUUCUUUACAAGUUGUUCUCCACGAGAGAUAAAGAGGACAAGACAGUAUCAUUCAUCAUGUUUUAAUGCAAAGAAUCCAUUUGGGAUAGGACUAUCAUGAUCAAAACGAGUUUUCACAAUUUCAUUCAUAGCUACUGAAGCUGCUAAGAUCUUUUCUGUUUAGCUUGAGUGUAGGGCUUUUACAGGUGGCCAGGUGUUCCGAUGGAGCAGCGUCGUAGUCCACUUAAAGCAAGCACAUACUGACAGCUCUACUAUGUUCACAGUGUUCUCUGCGCUUUUGGUACAUGAGAAAAGUGUGUACUUACCAACUUAGAGUGAUAGGUUGAUGGGAAAGAAAUGCAAUCCUAGUUAUUUUUAAGCAAGAGAAUGAAAACUGUCCAUCCCACUUCUUACAAAUGAGCACAUCUUGUAAAGAGUCUGUGCCUGCUGUAAAGAUAACCAGUGCCAGAUGCAGAAAUCUUUUGGUCCUGUCCCUCAAGCAGAAAGUAACGCUAAUGAAUCUGGAUAAAGAAGAUAGUCUUCACACUGUGUGUCAAGUUUCACUACCCUAAUUUCCAGUAAGGAACUGCGUCAUAAAGAUGUGUAAGCGGCACCUCCCACACAUCUCCAGCCACUCCUCAGACAGCCAUGCAAUUAGGGGAAAAAGACGAAAAGUCAUUGUACUUUUAAAAAACCCUGCUUAGAUUUUUUUUUUUUGAUCUUUGAAAUUGCUCACCAAGUAUUUAUGUGCUUACAAUUCUUAUGAUUAUGAAAUGAUCUUUAACAUAACUGCAGUUAGUUUCAACGUGUACCACAAAUGUAUUUAAUCUGAAUACAGAUGCCAAGCCACACUGAAGUACUUCCUCAUGCCCAUCAACCUGCAGUUCUCCAUUCAAUCUACAGAAAAUCAGGAGUGCAAUCAGUGAUCCCUGGGGUUUACCUCUAGGGUGUUUCUGUUUUCUUUUUAAAUUAAGCUAGCUAGGCAACUUAAGAUUUCCUUGAGUGCAAAAAUCUGUACCUCCAAUCUAGAUUGAACCCUAAAUCAACAACCUUCAUUCUGUCAGUGUGGACUCUCUGGGAACCCCCAUGUCCUUCCUUCAUUCUGUCAGUGUGGACUCUCUGGGAACCCCCAUGUCCUUCCUUCAUUCUGUCAGUGUGGACUCUAUGGGAACCCCAUGUCCUUCCUUCAUUCUGUCAGUGUGGACUCUAUGGGAACCCCAUGUCCUUCCUUCAUUCUGUCAGUGUGGACUCUAUGGGAACCCCAUGUCCUUCCUUCAUUCUGUCAGUGUGGACUCUAUGGGAACCCCCAUGUCCUUGGGAACCCCCAUGUCCUUCCUUCAUUCUGUCAGUGUGGACUCUAUGGGAACCCCAUGUCCUUCCUUCAUUCUGUCAGUGUGGACUCUCUGGGAACCCCAUGUCCUUCCUGAAGCGCUGUCCAUUCUAACUCAUCAUGUGACAGCAUGCAGUUUCUUUAUAGUUCUCCAGAGACAGGAAGAGCUGUUAAUUAAAAACAAAACAAUAAACCAAAGUGCCACAUUCCAAUUUUUUUUUCUCACUGCUUAGUGCUGACAUGUAGUUUUCUUUCUUUUUCUCUGGUGUGUCCAUGGACAAGACCUACUGCCAGCCAACACUAGUUCUGUGCCUUCUUCGACAGCUCGCACAGCCUUUUUGGGCAGUGCAGGGCCUGUGGAGGCUGCCUGGACACUAACAGUGAACAGAGUGAAGGACCUUUGCUCCUGAGGGCAGACAGAUAGGUGCUUUUCGGAAUUGGUUUGGUGACAUCCUCAAUUUUUAUUAUAUAGUAAUUUCAAGUCUCUUAGUACUUAAAGUUUGGGCACCAACUCUGAAGCAGCCAAACCUAUUCUCAAUAAAAUGAACUAACGGUGAUCCACAGGUGCCGGCAUGAGUACACUGUAUAUUAAGUCUCCCCAGCUUGGAAUUUAGUCCCAAAAGUAAAAAUAUGCUUUCUCUCAUCUUUUAGUCACCAUAAUUUUCAUUUGGAGGAAUAAAGGUCUGUUUCAGACAUCUACUUAACUAUAUAACACUUUUUUUCCCCCAAUGUCUAAACUUUUAACAUAAGAAAGAUGGCUGGAUCUUAAAGAUUAUCAAAAAGAUCUAUUUUCAUUAGACAAUGAAGAGAGAUAACAAUGGGUUUCUGUUUUUGCUUUUUCUUAAGUCGUCCAAAAUCAAGGUGCUCUGACCCACUGAUGGUAUAUCUUGCAAUGGGCUGAGAACUGUUUUGGGUCUCUUCCCUGUAUUGUACUUUGAUAAAUUAGAAUUGAGAGGUCACAGUAAUUCUAACAGGGUAACAACUCUAAGGUCUGGAUCAACAGAAUCCAGGGUUCAGGAGCUGGGCAGCAGUGUGACCGGUUCCUCAGACUUCCAGCAGAACAUGUUGUCACCCUUGCUACUCAAAUAAAGCAGUUUUAUGUUACAAACACGGGGCAGUGUUUAAGCAAAUAAACCCAUUCAAAGAAUUUUCCUUAUCACCAAAACUAGCAAUAUAACUGAUGAAAUUCCAGAUUUUACCCCAGUUUAGAACAAGUAAAACAAUGCCCUGUAUGGUUGUGUAAUGGCUUUCGAUAAGACUCGGAUAAUUGUUUUUGUUUAUACAUGAAGAUGGCUUUCUUUUAAAACAAAAAUGUCCUUUUCAAAUUACAAAAAUCUUUUGAACCAUUAAGUUUUUAACUUUUUAUUAUCUGUUAUAUGUGACCUCUCUCAAAGUUGACCCAAAGGGAAAUGCAAGGUGGGGGGGGACCCCACCAUCUUUCAAGAUGGUCCUUUGAAAACCUAGUGAAAACAUGUUACCCUUUAAUACUCUACCAUCAAAACUAAAGUGUGCAGUGCCCUUAGGGGUUGAUAUGUAAAAGACAACUAAAAUUUAAGUAAUAUAAUGUGUUGGAGGGCAGGGGGCUCUGGUUUGCUCUGACGUAAACCAUCCUAGACAGCUGUCUGCUAUAAUCCCCAGUGCCUUGAACUCUUUAGAGGAACGCAUGUAAAAACAACAAAAACAACCAAGUAAACUUUGAGGUGCUAAUAAGAGAGGGGACAGGUAAGUAUUUCUGAACUUUUGGCAGAAAUGGAGGGGGAUGACUGUCUUGUAUUACAGGAGAAGUUUUCAUCCACCUAAAUGGAGUCUGUUUUCUACCAAAGAUACUUAGAGAAGUGGCUCAAGUCAAGAGCUGGCCAAAUUUGGGAGCUUGUUGUUUAUAAGCUAUGAAUUUCAAGCAAGUGAUUGUUAAAGCAUCAACUUCUUAGGAAGACAAGGGAAACAGGGAAUACAUUUUUAGAAACUAUCCAUUCGUUAAAUUUGUUACAAUUUAAUACCAAAAAUGCUGGUUUUCAUAUUCCACCUCCUAGUUUUUCCUGUAUUUGUAAAUAGUCCCCCUAGAAAGUAAGCAUUAAUUGGAAUGUUUGAAAUGACUUUGCUUAGUUUUAUUAUCAGCCACUUAGUGAACUCUUUCUCCAGAGCAGAGAUAAAUAAGGUAAAAUAUGAUUAGCUUGUGCUAAGUGUUGUAAAAAUACUGUUUGCUGUCUUCACUGGGUUGUUGUCUCCUUUCCCUGGUUUUUUUUUGUUUGUUUGUUUGGUUUUUUCCCCCAAAAAUGGAGUCCAGGCUCACUCUGACUUCUAGCUGUGGGAAUUUUGUCAUAAUACAUACAAUAGUAUACUUUUUAAGGCAUGACGAUAACAAAUGUACCCGAAAGAGGUCAUUAUUCAGAAGAUUAUGCACAAUUUGGUAAAGAUGAAGUUGUGGUUUUCUUUCAGCCUUUAUUAUUUUCUUCUGCAUAAAUGUACACUCAUUUCAUCAUGUGCCUUGCUCCCUGACUGUACAAAGCUGUACACACACACACAUAUAUAUACACACAUAUAUGAGAAAGAGAUAUAUUCAUUCAGUACUACUGAUGAUGAUUUUUGUUCUGCUGGAUUAAGUUUCUGGGUUAUAACUUGCCACUUGUCAUAAACUGUUGUAAUGGCUUAGGACAGUGGUCGGAUAGACAGAGUAAAUUUGUUUUUGUAGUUGCAUAUUUUAUGUCAUCAAGCCCAAUCAUUAAUUUAAAAAAAAUUAAAUAGAUUCCAUUUAAACACAAGGAUUUUGAGUGUUCUGGAUGAAUACCACUAAGAACCUGGUUUUAUAGGGCUGGAGGGAUGACUCAGCUGUUAAGAAUGCUUUCUGCUCUUCCAGAGGACCAGAGUUCAGUUCCCAGCACCCACGUCGGGCAACUCAAAACCACCUAUAACUCCAGCUCCAAAGGAUCCAAUGUCCUCUUCUGGCCUCCAAAGGCACCUGAACACGUGUGGCAUACAUGCAUAAUAAUAAAAAUAAAUUCUUCAAAGAA